AUGGAUAUGACACAAGACUUCUCAGCAGGAAUGCUAUCAUUCAUCGACCAGCCCGAGUUCGACUACAGUGCGUUUCUCCAAACUGACGAUAUCAACUUUGGCGAGAGCGCUCAGAGCCAACUCCAAGCACCCUCAGAUUCCUCGGGAAAAUAUACCCCGCCAAGCUCAACGUCAGGCUCAGGCGGCGAAGUAGCUGUCCGGUCUUCAGCUCAGAAACAAAGACUUGAGCGGAAAGGUCACACCAAGAGUCGACGAGGAUGCUACAACUGUAAAAGAAGACGUAUCAAGCAUGAAUAUCUCAUGCAUGCAAUCCUUGGCUUCUCAGCAUCCGAACUCAUGAGGAACGACGCCAGUGUCAUAUCAUCAGCCAUGAACCACCGCAUCAAGGCAAUUAGAGCCAUCAAGAAACGCCUAGCAGAGACUACUAGAACAUCGAUGGAAUACGAGGAAGCAAAUGCCAUGAUUGCCACCUGUUACGCUCUAACCUUUCAAUCGGUGAGUCUCGAGGACGGACUGGCCGAAUACUUGACGUUUAUCCGAGGCAUCAUGAUUGUGGGAAUGCAGAUGAUGUUCCGUGGCAUCAAGCCGAUAUUUGAAAACAUGAUGGAGCAGGACCAAUCUGCUCUUCUUGAGCCUCUGAUGCAGGGCCUCCCGCUCAUACCAAAGGGCUUGACUGAUUCCGCUAUGGAAGCUCUCACGAAACUCAAGCCAUUGUGUACAGCACCGGUCGAGGUUGAAUAUCACCAGCACCUUCUCAACAUAGUGGAGAAGCUCUACGUCAACUCCUGGGAUGCAUAUAAAGCAUACACAGCCCAGUACGGCUGGUGGAUGCUUCUCCCGCACGACACAUUCCAAGCUCUCAUCGACCCAGACAACCAAGUCAUGAUGCUACUCCACGCGCACUGGGUCGCUAUAAACGAGGUGAUGUCACCUAUCAGUAAACAGGAGCGGCACGUGUCAGAGAAGCCCCCCCGUGAUCGAGAGGGAAAGCCGGACCUCGACCCUGGCUUUGCGCGGUGGUUGAAGCACCUCAACGCCAACCUUGACCUCGAGCAUCAGAGGUAUAACCAAUGGCCGAUGUGGGUGGAAAAGCAGCUAGAUGAUGAUAUGUCUUUCUUUGGAAGGAUUUAG
Molecule: messenger RNA, 1131 nt
Organism: Fusarium sp. VM40
Lineage: Eukaryota; Fungi; Ascomycota; Sordariomycetes; Hypocreales; Nectriaceae
Source: the annotation of a GenBank genome assembly